AUGGCAGGAACAGGACCUUUGUACAUGGGCUUCGACCUUUCCACACAACAGCUCAAAGGUGUUGUCGUGGAUUCACAGCUGAAGCACAAGCAUGAAGCCAAGGUCGACUUUGAUGCUGACUUUGGCGAGAAGUACGGUAUCGAGAAGGGUGUUUUGACAAACCCUUCAGAAGGCGAGAUUUAUGCGCCCGUGGGCAUGUGGCUUGAGGCUGUAGAUUUGGUGCUAUCAAGACUAAGAGAAGAUGGUCUUGACUUCUCGCGAGUGAAAGGUGUGUCUGGAGCGGGCAUGCAGCACGGAACUGUUUUCUGGAGUCAACAAGCCGAGAGCUUACUUUCAAGCCUGGACGCAAACAAGUCACUAGUCGAACAACUGGAGCCCAGUGCACACAAGGAUGAGCGUAAGGGCGCUUUCAGUCACCCAGACAGCCCCAAUUGGCAGGACCACUCAACCCAGAAGCAAUGCGAUCUGUUUGAUGCUGAGCUCGGAAGCCCGGAAACUUUGGCCGACGUGACUGGCAGCAAAGCCCACCAUCGUUUCAGUGGACCUCAAAUCAUGCGAUUCAAGUCCAAGUACCCGGAGCACUACAAGGAGACAUCUCGCAUUUCGCUCGUUUCGUCGUUCCUCGCAUCGGUAUUCCUUGGCAAGUUUGCGCCUAUCGACAUCAGCGAUGUUACUGGUAUGAACUUGUGGCAUAUCAAGGAGGGCAAGUGGAACGAGAAGUUGCUGGCUCUGGCAGCAGGCAGCACAGAGGGCGUUGCUGAGCUCAAACAGAAGCUCGGCCAUGUUCCUGAAGAUGGUGGUGCUAGUUUCGGUCAAAUCAGCAAGUACUUCGUACAGCGCUAUGGAUUUGCUCAGGACUGCAACAUCAUCCCAAUGACAGGAGAUAACCCUGCAACUAUCCUCGCUCUUCCUCUCCAGGCUUCGGAUGCCAUGGUCUCGCUGGGCACAUCAACAACUUUCCUCAUGAGCACACCGCAGUACAAGCCCGAUCCUGCAUACCACUUCAUGAACGACCCUACAACCGCCGGCUUAUAUAUGUUCAUGCUCUGCUACAAGAACGGUGGCCUCGCGCGUGAGCAUGUCCGCGACGCAAUCAACGGUAAUAAGACCGACCGCUCAUGGGACAAAUUCAACGAAGUUGCCCUUGCCACUCCUCCCAUGAACCAAAAGUCUCCCUCCGAGCCCAUGCGCAUGGGUCUCUACUUCCCUCGUCCUGAGAUUGUACCCAACGUCCCCGCCGGCCAAUGGCGCUACGAGUACGACCCAUCCUCCAACAAGCUGAACAAGAUUUCCGCAGAGCAAAGCGUAGAUGCUGAUGCUCGCGGCAUCGUCGAGUCGCAAAUGCUCUCGCUGCGUCUGCGUUCUGCAGCCCUGGUAUCUGGCCACGAGAUUAACGGUGAAAAGCUACCUCCCCAGCCUCGUCGUGUGUACCUCGUUGGCGGUGGCUCUGCUAACCCUGCUAUUGCACGUAUCAUCGGUGACGUCUUGGGAGGAGCCGAGGGCAUUUACAAGCUCGACAUUGGUGGCAACGCAUGCGCUCUGGGAGGUGCCUACAAGGCCGUCUGGGGCUGCGAGCGUCGUGGCAAGCAAACCUUCGAAGAGCUUGUCGGCGAGCGAUGGAACGAGGACGCCUUUGUCAAGAAGGUCGCCGAUGGCUACCGCAAGGGCGUGUUCGAAAAGUACGGUGAAGCACUCAGGGGUUUCGACGCCAUGGAAAGGGAGAUCGUCAAGGCCACUUCGGAAGGUGCAAGGGACAACGCAGAUGUCUUCAUGGAGCCCAAGAACUAA
Messenger RNA from Aureobasidium melanogenum CBS 110374, 1788 nucleotides. RefSeq names its product putative D-Xylulose kinase. Gene Ontology annotation, molecular function: D-xylulokinase activity. The transcript has 3 exons. Bases 1 to 1788 code for a protein of 595 amino acids. Gene Ontology annotation, biological process: xylulose metabolic process; D-xylose metabolic process. Lineage: Eukaryota; Fungi; Ascomycota; Dothideomycetes; Dothideales; Saccotheciaceae. Gene Ontology annotation, cellular component: cytosol. The record is from RefSeq and is a predicted model, not a curated record.